This is a messenger RNA of Pristis pectinata (smalltooth sawfish), 2004 nucleotides long. It is a transcript of the gene scn3b, whose product is annotated as sodium channel, voltage-gated, type III, beta. The transcript is spliced from 6 exons. Gene Ontology annotation, biological process: regulation of heart rate by cardiac conduction; sodium ion transport; ventricular cardiac muscle cell action potential. Lineage: Eukaryota; Metazoa; Chordata; Chondrichthyes; Rhinopristiformes; Pristidae. The coding region runs from base 120 to 770 and encodes 216 amino acids. The record is from RefSeq and is a predicted model, not a curated record. Gene Ontology annotation, cellular component: voltage-gated sodium channel complex. Gene Ontology annotation, molecular function: sodium channel regulator activity.
UGUUCUAUGAGAAUCAGUCUGUGGACUGUGCAUCGACAGACGGGGUGAGUUCCCAGCGAACAGCUACAAGUGGAUCCGUGCGAGAUCUGUAAAGCCGGUUGUUCCUGCUUUCCCCAACUAUGAGUGCGUGGAACACGUUUCUUUAUUCGGUUCCAUUGCUGAUGAUUCUGUUAGUACGCUAUUGCCAGUUAGUCUGUGUAGAAGUUCCUUCAGAUACUGAAGCCCUACAUGGAACCAAUAUGAAACUCACUUGCAUUUCCUGUGUGAAGAGAGAAGAAGUGAAUACGGACACCAUGGUUGAAUGGACCUACGUCAACAGUGAUGGAGAAGAGAUCUCAAUUUAUGAGUACAACGGAGAGCCACGAGAGCUAAAAGGACCUUAUCAGGGCAGAAUUCUGUGGAAUGGAAGUAAAGAUCUGCAAGAUGUAUCCAUAACCAUAGUGAAUGUUACACUUAACGACAGCGGUUUGUACCGGUGCACGAUCAAACGGUAUUUUAAUUAUGAGAUACACAGACCUUCUGUGACAGAUGUGAAAGAGGUUCAGCUAACAGUACAUGAAGACGCCCUUGAAGAUUUUACUUCAUACAUUUCAGAAAUUAUGAUGUAUCUUCUCCUUGUUUUCCUCACUUUAUGGCUUGUUAUAGAGAUGAUAUAUUGCUAUAGGAAGAUAUUGAAAUCAGAACAAGCUGCACAAGAAAAUGCAGCAGACUAUCUGGCGAUACCCUCUGGAAACAAAGAGAACCACUCAACUGUUCCUGUGGAGGAAUAGAAACAUUUGCUUUGGAUAGUGGAUUGAUUGGUCAUUGACUGCCAUCUCCAGGAAGAUCAGCCACUAGCAAUGCAAUGGACUGAAAACAAAAGAGCAAACAUUUGGACUCCCUUGGAUUGAACUCAAUGCCACAUUCAUUACUAACAACCUAUAGGCAAGUGUUUAAAAGGAAUCAAACUCUCCCUUUUACAGCACAUUUUACAAGGGGUUCUUUACAUCCAUUUGGAAUCUUUUAAAUUUUAUUUAGAUGACCUUCAUAUUUAAUGGUUGAAGUAUUUUGCCAAAUUUACUAUUUGUAUGGAUUUGAAUCCCAGUUGACAAGUUUGCAAAUGGAGUGCAGGCUAACUGACAGUCUAUUUGCUUUCCUUGUAAACAGGUUUGAAUCAUUAAUGUACAGAAUCUACUAAUGACAUCCCAUAGUUUUAUUAUUAUUCUCAGUUCAUGGUUAUUAGCUAUUGAAGGAUAAACUUAGUUUUGCUAUAAAAGGAUAAAACUUGACUUCAUCACAGGAUCUGUUGUGCAAAACUUUUAGUAUUUGCUUAUAUGUAAAGGGAGUAUUUAAGGACUGUAAUAUUUCAAACAUUACGCAAAUAUUGAAGGAAGAAGGGGUUUCCAUUCCUGGUGAAAAGUGUAAUGUUCAUUUCUCUUCUAACCCCUUUGUAAGUUUGACCACUAUUUCACAGUCUUCACUACUACUUUUUGUAGAAAAGUGCUAAAAUUUACUUAAAGCUUCAUAAUAAUUAGUCUAUAGUGUCUUAUACAGUGUUUGGAUAAAUUAAUAUGAGUGUUACUUGUAUGUAUCAUGUUUAAAAUGCACACAUAGAAAUCACACUGCCAAGUGUGGCUUUUGCAUGAUCGGUUCUAUUCUGUGGGCUGGUACAUCCAAUUGCCGCAUUUCCUUAAAUAGGGCUUUAUUGAAAAAUAUUUUCUGAUGUGUAUCUUGAAAAUUAACAUUCAUGAGAUUAGUGAUGGAAUCAUAACAUACUUACACAACAACCCUCUAGUAAGAAACAGUAAAAACAGAAGAAAGUAAAGGGUGCAGGAAUUAUAUUUAGGAAUUCAGGAAUUAUAUUCUCUCUUAAAUCAUUGCUACAAACCUGAAAAGAACAAUUUUCCUUCAAUUAGUUGCCAAUCAAAAAUCUGUGCUUACUGAGGCAAUUCAUCUCUUCCAACACACUGAAUUUAGUGCAUUCAAUUAUUAAGUACAUCAUGCAUAUUUAGUUUAUUGUUUGAA